AUGAGCAGUCCUGUCUCUUUCGUUAUAAAAAAAACGACUGCCGACCAUGACUCAGGUUAAUGGGAAGCCUCAAAUUUAUCAUUAUAAAGUGAAAGUUUUUGAGCGUACAUUAGGACUUUGGGACAACAGGCCAUCAACAGGCUCCAUCUCUAAUCCAAUCCGUUCUUGUUUACGGUCAAGCUGCGUAAAGGGAGCAAUUUGUCUCGUGGCUUUUAAUAACACCGUUUUCGAGUGACGAAUGGGAGAAUUGGACCGAGCUCUUGAAUCAAAAAAGGGAGUCAAGCGACGGCGAGAGCCAAGGAACAAGGACCCAAAAUAAGAGCGAAGGUUGGAAGAAGGAAGCGCUUUCCAUUUGGUCUUUUCUUCUGCGUUCUUCUCUGUUUUCUGUGUAAGCCACAUAACAGUGGUUUCAUGCCGAGGAUCCCUUCCAAAGGCGUAUUAACAUUAAGCACUCUAUUGAGCUUGGCUCCACUUCCAAGAGGGUCUUGGAACGUGAUGGAACCCCACAAUGAGGAAUGAAUAGAGUGAGUGAGUGACGUUAUUUGACUACAUGUUGAUACAGUCGGAAGAGUUACACAACCUCGUUGAAGGCCAGAGCUUCAAGUGAAGAUGAAGGCUGAAGGAAGAUUCCCGAGGAUAUGAGGAUCCACGGAAGGCUCUUUGCCAGGGAUUUCGGCGGAAUCGCCUUUCUUCUAAGUCUGUGGGUGACAACCAGUUGGUCUUUGCUGUUCGAUCAGAUCGAACGUCGAGAGGAUCUUCUCAACCGAAUUCAUGAUAUUACCACCAACAAUAUUGGAACUCGAUGCCACCAGAAGCGCUUCCAGUUGGUCCAUUUUCCCAUCUCGAUCAAGGAACUCUCGACACGUCCGGACGAUUUCGUUCUCAUGUCACGCUUUCUUGGGCAUGGUCCAUAUUUAUUGAAGGACGAGGCCCUUCUCCGAUCCAUGCUCAAAAUAUUGCUUUUGGAAGAUGAUCAUGUCGACAAGGUCCAUGUCGUUCUUUUCGACAGCCAAAAGGCCAUUUCAGCGACUAGGAGUUCCGAACCUAAUAAUCCGAACAAAAUCCAUUUCGAGGAUAAACCUCUCAACGAUGAUCUGAGAUCAAUGCCUUGGUUUAUCGAUAGAUCUGCUUCCUAUUCUUGGCUGUCGGACAACUUCAUCUUAGACAGACGGUUAUCUAAGCAUGGAGUCAAUCCCCACUCCAGAUCCAGAAAUGUUUCCAAUUGGUGGACUUAUCCCUAUUUCUCGUGUCAAAAGGUCGCCUGGUCAAUCUCCUUCAUUGCUCCCAUCGAUCCGACCACUUUGAUCCACAAUGCAAGUGGUUUAAUAGUCUUUGAUCGACUUUUGUCUGGCUUGGAUCUCAAUCAAUGUGGGAUGGAAACGGCUUCCGGGGAUCAUCGCUGGAAUCUGAUGGAUUCCAAGCCGUUGCAUGAUGAAGAUGAAAAAGCAGAACGUGAGAAUGCUGAGGAUCAUUCGGUUCCCGGGACAUCUGGGCGGGUGAUUAAUCACUUCCAUGGAACUCAUAAAUGUCACAGAGACACCAGCACGUGCUCUUUCGAUCCGGGUCACGGAUGGACUCGAGGUGGAUACUUUUGCCGAUGCAAAUCGGGCUUCUUUGGCGCAACGGGAAGCCUGUCCUUCAAUGGGAGCUUGGUGGAAGUGGCAUGGAAUGACAAAUUGCAUGAAGGCUCGGAUGCUUUCGAUCUUCUAUACCGAUGCCAGCCUUGUGCCGAAGGCUGCGCCACCUGCUUGGAUGCCUCGCCUUGCUUGGCUUAUUACAACUGGAUGUUCCGGUGGGUCCUCCUUGUCAUCUCUAUUCUGUGUGUCUUUCUCAGCCUCAUCUUCAUUCCCCUUGUGUUCAAAUUUCGGAAGUACAAAGUCUUCAAACUCGCUAGCCCCAUGUUCCUCAGCAUAACCCUGGUUGGCUGUGCCAUCAUGUACUUGGAGAUGGUGGCAAUCUUUCCGUACUUGAACAUGCCGACUUGCAUAGCAACGAAAUGGACCAGGAACAUGGGCUUCCUGGUCACCUACAGCGCUCUUCUCAUGAAAACAUGGAGAGUUAGUUUGACGUAUCGCGUAAAAUCGGCACACAAGCUCAAACUCACGGAUAACCAAUUACUCCAAUGGUUCUUCCCCAUCCUUUUGGUUAUGGUCAUUUAUCUUUGCUCGUGGACCGUCAGUGAUCCACCGCAGGCUGUGUUUAUCAAGGACUCGCAUGGUCUCAAAUUCAAACAAUGUCACUUUGGUUGGUGGGAUGGGAUCCUCUCCACAGGCGAAUUAGUCUUCCUUCUCUGGGGAGUACGGGUUUGCGUCAGUGUCCGGAAGGCUCGGACCCAUUUUGGCGAGGCCAAACUCAUCCGAUGGUCCAUCUAUAACAUAGCCACCGUCAAUUUGGUGAUGGUUUCCAUCCAUGUACUUCUGUUCCCUCACGCUGGACCGGAUAUGAAAUACUUCUUGGGAUUCUUACGAACCCAGAUGAGCACGAGCACCACCAUUAUUUUGGUUCUGGGAACCAAGUUCUGGCGCGUGGCCAAGGGGACUGCUAAUGACCUGGACGACCAACUCCGCGCCAAAGGCAAUUCGGCCUGUAUGUUCAGUAUUCCAGUGGAAGAUCAACACGACGAGCCUAAGGAUCUAAGCUUAGAAAACGAGGAAUUAAAGGAGGAGAUCCAGAAAUUGGCCUCGCAAAUCCAGUAUCUCAGAAUUGUGGGGAUGCUGACGGCCAAUUUUCAUAUCAAGAACAAGAAAGAGGGCUAUUUUUCCGAAGAAAAUGCAACCAAGUUGUUCCAGCAGAACCUGGAAACUUGCCUCCAGAACGGGUCCCUGUCCAUGGCCAGCAUUCAUCGAACCCUCUCCCUCAAUCAGUCCCUAGGGGGCCCGGCCCAUCGUAAUCAUCGACCCCACCCCAAGUUGCGAGCCUCCAGUUCGUGCUCGGUCCAAGUUCACAAGUUCCAAGCGGAUAAUCGACGAUCUCUGGGAACGUUUGCUCCGCCAAAUCGAGGUCUGCCGGGUGAUCCAUCAGGGCGGGUCGAGAACAUGGAUGGGUCGUCCCAGCCAAUACCAAUCAGGUCAGUCUCGAUCGGCGACCCUGCUGCGGCUCCCCGGUUCAUCUCGUCCCAAUUCGAGAGAGCCGGGAACCCUUUGGAACCGAGUGUGGAAACCUAUCUGGUCACCUCGCCCUCGGGCAGGGUCAUGGCGUCCCCUUUGGAAUUGAUGGCUCAUCAAGAUGGAAAAGGAAGCAGGCCAACCUUGGUGCAUUUAAAGAAGGAGACGUGUCCAAACUUGAUCCAGGAGGGCAAGAAUGUGUAGAAGGAACCAGAGGGCAGUUUGGGCAUCGCGGUGCUUAUUAUCAAUAAUAUCCCAUUUCUAGUCAACACCAACGACAAGUUUUCAAAUAUACUUCUUUCCAUGUGGUGGAAGCAAGGUUUUAGGAAAGACUCUCAAUGCUUUUUUUUAACUUUUAUGACCGUGGAACUCCUCCCCACAAAAAAAAGAAGUGUGGGUGAGAAGGCUAUCCAGGAUUGAUUCUGUUCAAGUACCCAUUUGGUGCAGGAAAUUUAAUGAAAACGUCAACUAUUAAAGCGUUUGUUUUCCAAUUGGUCAAAGAACGACCUUGUCUCCAAUUUCCGGCUAUCAAUUGACACUUUAUAGUUGUUAGCUCUUUUUUUAUUGGCCUAGGCAUUG
Tigriopus californicus is the source of this 3683-nucleotide messenger RNA. RefSeq names its product probable G-protein coupled receptor CG31760. Gene Ontology annotation, biological process: G protein-coupled receptor signaling pathway. Lineage: Eukaryota; Metazoa; Arthropoda; Copepoda; Harpacticoida; Harpacticidae. The record is from RefSeq and is a predicted model, not a curated record. The coding region runs from base 639 to 3308 and encodes 889 amino acids. Gene Ontology annotation, molecular function: G protein-coupled receptor activity. The transcript is spliced from 20 exons. Gene Ontology annotation, cellular component: membrane.